Molecule: messenger RNA, 1455 nt
Organism: Lachancea mirantina
Lineage: Eukaryota; Fungi; Ascomycota; Saccharomycetes; Saccharomycetales; Saccharomycetaceae
Source: the annotation of a GenBank genome assembly
AUGUGGUCUUCAGGAGCCCCUUGCCAUUUGCAUCGAUACUUGACGAGUGUCCGAUCGUUUUCGCAGUGUCGAACAGUACUGUCUGCCAAGAUAAAUAAUGAAAAGGACCGAGCCAGUGAUACCGAUGACGAAACUACAUCCAACAAGCAAAAGCAGGAUGAAAAGGAUUCUGAUUCCAAUAAGAUAGAUAUAAAUGCGAUGAAUCAACCUACAGUGAGGUGUGAAACAGCCCAAACUUCGACAAAAGAUAAAUUUAAGCAUAGUUUGGUGAAAACGGAAUUACCUAUUCUUCUACCACGGGUGAGAAAUACCGAUGAUAUUGGCGAUAGGGAACUUCAAACAGAGGGUCUUUUUGCAGGAUAUAAGCCACUUUUCCUAGGGAAUUCCAUGAACAAUUUAGAGGUGGUUAAACCUUUUAAUGAUUUGAUAACUACGCUACGCAAAAUAAGUGUAGUUGGUAAAGACUCCAAGAAUGGUUCGGACACUACUGAUGCAGUGAGUGAGAAUAAAGAAUCUACAUCAGUUUAUUUGAAACAGAGUUCGGCCGAUGGCUCAAUUAUACCUUGGGAUGCUUCCAUCAGUGGGAUGGUUUAUAACGACGAACCUUUUAAAGAUGUUCCUCGGACCAUCGUGUCUAAAUUAAAGCCCUUCAAGCUCAUGAAAAUAACGCCCAAAUCUAGUCGUGUAAAGAAAAAGGACGAUGCUAUAAAGGCCAGAUUCCAUAACUCAAAGAUCGAUGACAAAGCGGAAUUGGUUGACCUGAGACGGCGAGUUCCUCUUAAACAUCAAAAGGCAUUUUCCUCACUUACACAUUCCGAUUCCGCGAGACAAAAAUACCAGCAAGCUAACACCGAUGCUUCAAAAUUUAGGUUCAUAAAAGCAGACAGACAUGUCUUCAAGUCAGACGUCGAAAGAUUGGGUAGAUUCCUUGCCAAAGAAUUUCAAAAACUAACGGAUCUUUCCAUCAGAUACGACUUACACGAUUAUCACAUUCCGCUUUACAUUUAUGUCAACAAAUCAAUUACUUCCAGAAUAACGUUCAAGAGAGCCUUAAGGAAACGCGUAGUUGAUCACAUUGACCCAAUGCUAGCGACAAUCCUUUCAAACUACGAGAAUAGCGAACAUGCAGAAAAUUUCGCUAACCGCGUCAAAAUCAAGACUGAUUCUAUCGUUAAUGAAAUUUCUGACUAUCUUCCCUCCGUAUAUUUCACAGGGGAAUCCAUCGAUUGCAUUAUUCAUCCCAGCCCCAUCAAGAAUUUUGGGAGACUGCAUUGGCUAAAGCCAACCAAGAGACACAACAUUUUCCGCGGAAGAAAUAUUGACAAUGAUUUUGUUUUCAGCAUAAACAAUGACUACAAACUCACAAGAAGCAGAAUGCGCUAUGUACCUUUUCCUGUCAACUUGCACUGGAAAACCUUCAGUGGUGCUUUUGAAGAAUGGGAACAUAUUGCAUAG